UUUUAUUCCUGCGUGAAGCCGGAAUAAUGGUGGUUCAGAUCCCUUUGCCGGGGAACUUGAAAUGGUCCUGGAGGGUUGUUCCAGGGUGUGUGUGCCUGUGCGUGUGUAAGUAAAUUGCUUCCAGGCCUUGGAAUCCGGUCAAGUUCAACUGCUUUGGGAGUGUCCCUCUCAGGGGUUUAGGCUCAGAGCGGUCAGUCUGGUCAACAAGAAUAGGGACGAAUGGUCUACGCAGUGGGGGAGGGUAACUUGUGCUGUCCCCCCGGCCCCCAGGGAAAGGCUGAUGCUGAGUGUAGCUCAAACAGACAUGCAGAAGACACUCAUUCACAACAGGCAGGGCCAGUGCUUCACAGUUUAUGCGGCCCUUUACGUUUCUCUUUUAUCCCCCCAGCAGUCUUGUGCGAGACACGCUAUUAUCACUUUCCUUUCACAGCAGAGCAAAGCAGAGGCUUAGGCAGGGUGACUAACUUGGGGGACUGGCAGCCAGAAGGAGAGUGAGCCCUCUGGACUCCAAACCAAUGCCUUCUGCUUUCUGGCAUGAUGGCUCCCGUGGUCAGUGCCUACCAGGGCUUUCCCCUGGGUGCUGCUGCGGGUGGUGACUCCUGCCAGGGGCAGCGGUCCCCAGCGAUUCCCGCUGGCAGGAGACGCUCAUCAGAUGGGCGUGUUCUGGGGUUUUAUCUCCACAGUCUAGGAACCGAGUCAGGGAUGUCUCCGCAGCUGAUUCCGUGGAGAAAAGGGGAGCCGAGAUCCAUCCAUCAUUGGAAGGUGCUGGCUGGGUUACCCUGGCUUGGUACAAGCUUCUGGAAGAUACGGGGCCCUUCAGGUCCCUGGAAGGAAGAGGAGGAGGAGGCUUCUGCUGCUGUCUUCUCUCUCUUCUUGGGUUUCUACAGACGUGUGGCUGCUGCAGAACUUCCCCUCGAACCAGGCGAGAGAGCUCCCAUCCAGGCCCUGUGCUUGGGAAGGUCCUGCGACGCUUCUCAGCCAGCCUCGUGCGUCAGCAGGGCCAGGAGUCUGUGGGGCUAAUAGGAUGUGCCUCGUCGGAGCCUGUGCCCACUAGCAUGGCCAUAAUCCGGAUAGACUCGCCUCUCAAAGAUGCUGAUUCCAUCCUGAGAAGCAGGACCACUUCACACAAGAAAGGGCCAUCUCCAAGGUUACAAGGCUGCUUCCCCCCCGGCGGGCCCACCGGCCUUUUCUCACAGACGGCAGGAGUCUCCAACCUCAGCUUCAGGAGAAUAUGAAAGUGUUACUCAGGCUUGUUUGUCUCAUAGCUGUACUGAUUCCUUCUCUGGAAGCCGACAUAUGUGAGGAACGUGCAGAACGAAUAAUUUUAGUUUCAUCUGCAUAUGAAAUUGAUGUUCAUUCAUGUCUUCUUAACCCAAAUGAAAGGAAAGGCACUAUAAUUUGGUAUAAAAAUGACGGCAAGACUCCUGUAUCUAUGGAAGUAGACUCCAGGAUUCACCAGCACGAAGAUAAACUUUGGUUUGUUCCUGCCAAGUUGGAGGAUUCAGGACAUUACUAUUGCGCCGUAAGGAAUUCAACUUACUGCCUCAAAGUUAAAAUCACUAUUAAGUUUGUACAGCAUGAACCUAACUUAUGUUACAACACAGAAGCUAUAUUUACACAGAAACUACCUGUUGCUGCAGAUGGACAACUUGUGUGUCCUUAUAUGGAGUUUUUUAAAGAUGAAAAAAAUGGCUUACCCGAAAUACAGUGGCAUAAGGAUUGCAAACCUCUACUUCUUGACAAUAUAAACUUUACUGGAGUGACGGAUAGACUCAUCAUAGCAAACGUGACUGCAGCGCAUGAGGGGAAAUAUACUUGUGGAACAUUCUACACGUACUUGGGAAAGCGAUAUCGUAUUACCCGGGUGAUAGAACUGAUAACUAUAGAAGAAUACAAGCCUGUGAGGCCCGUAAUUGUGAGUCCAGCUAAUGAGACAAUGGAAGCAGGUCUGGGAUCCAAGCUACAGUUGAUCUGCAAUGUCAGCGGCCACAUUAGUGACUAUGUCUACUGGAAGUGGAAUGGGUCAUUGAUUGACGAAGAGGACUCAGUGCUGGCAGAGGACUAUGUACCGGUGGAAAAUCCUCCAAAAAGAAGAAAGAAUACAAUCAUCACCAUUCUUAAUAUUUCAGAAGUGGAAAGUAGAUUUUAUCUACAUCCAUUUACCUGUGUAGCCAAGAAUACAGAGGGUUUAAAUUCAGCAUAUAUCCAAUUAAUACAUCCAGUGCCUGAUUUCAGGAAGCACACAAUUGGUGUAUUUGUCAUGUUAACAGUGAUAAUUACAUGCUCUGUUUUCAUCUACAAAAUCUUCAAGGUCGACAUUGUGCUUUGGUACAGGGAUUCUUGCUAUGUUCUCCCCCCAAAAGCUUCAGAUGGAAAGACCUAUGAUGCAUACAUACUGUAUCCAAAGACCCCUGGGGAAGGGUCCACCUCUCACUCAGAUAUUUUUGUGUUUAAAGUCUUGCCUGAGGUCUUGGAAGAACAGUGUGGAUAUAAACUGUUCAUUUAUGGAAGGGAUGCCUAUGUUGGGGAAGACAUUGUUGAGGUCACUAAUGAAAACAUAAGGAAAAGCAGAAGACUGAUUAUCAUUUUGGUCCCGGAAGCAUCAGGAUUGGGCUGCCUGGGGAAUUCUUCUGAAGAGCAGAUAGCGAUGUACAAUGCUUUCGUUCAGGAUGGAAUUAAAGUUGUCCUGCUUGAAUUGGAGAAAAUCCAAGACUAUGAGAAAAUGCCAGAAACCAUUAAAUUCAUUAAGCAGAAACACGGGGCCAUACGCUGGUCCGGGGACUUUAGGGAGGGAUCGCAGUCUGCAAAGACAAGGUUCUGGAAGAAUGUCAGAUACCACAUGCCAGUCCAGCGGCAGCCACCUUCAUCCAAACCCCAGUUUCUGUCCUUGGCCACAAGGCCAGACUCGAAGAAAACGCUGCAGAGGGAGGUGCAGGUGCCCCUUGGGUAGCAGGGAGAAGUGUGGCCCAGAGUUCCUUGGGUGACUUGUGUCUUGUGGCAUUGCAGGCUGGGCUGUGCGCCCACUGACUCUACAGUCAUAAAAUGCACCUGUAGCAUCCCUUAUCCCUGAGGUCAUCUGGAAUCGGAUUGUUAAGGGAGCAGAAUGCGGUGACGAUAGCAGGUCAGCGCAAUUCAGAACCGAGGGCUUGGAAACCCUUUUAGAAGGCAACAAUGCCCUGUCGGAAAUGUGUGAACUGCUGAGAACAGGCACUGGGACCACAAAUGAGAGGGAAGAACAAGCAGGAAAUAUUUAGCAUCUAUAAACGGUUUUAUGAAGUUGUCUACAGUCCAAAGGUGGGGCUGUGGCCCAGCCCGGGGACUGCCCGGUCCCUGGCCCCCCCACUGGCUUCCUUUGGCAGUGCUGCCGGCAAAGUGAGACUGGUAUUUCACAGAGUGGGGUAGAAGUAUUCUUGGAGAAAUUUCCAUUUGCUUCGCACUUUCCGCAGACAUCGACAGACAGCUGUCCGUUUCCAAAGACCGAAUUUCAUUUCACAGCUCUUUAAAUUUCGGUGAAAAAAGGGAUUCUUCAGGAUUGCACGUUUUUGGAAAAAACUUAGCUUUCUGCUGGAGAGAGAGAAUUUCAGAAACAGGAGUAGCAGAGCCCUGAUCCAGCUCUGCAUGCUUCCCCCCUGCCUGGAACGACCGUUCUGUCCUACCUUCCUCUUCUGGGUUCCACUUGACUCAUGGCUUCUUUGGAAGGACAACUUCCAGGUCACUUCCUGCCUGCUCUCUGUCACACACCUGGCCGGCGGAUUAGCUGUCCUUCAUGAAGUGCUGCUCUAAGCUCCCCCUGCUCUUAUUGCGGGGCUCCUCCUGGUUGGGGAGCCAAAGCCCGAUUCCCCCAGUCUGUCCGCACAGCCAUUCGCCUCACUGUCCUGCUCUGUGAAUUCCCAGUCAGCCUCGGGUACCCUCACGCCCACCCCUAGUACUCCCUCUUCUCUGCUUCUCCUUCCUGCCUCCUCUGACCAGAAUGCCUUCUCGAAUUUUCUCCAGUUUUAUGAAAUUCGAAAUUUACUCCAACUCUGUUUCUCUAAGAGAUUUCCCCCAGAAGCUGCCCUGACGUACCCGCUCUCCCCUCUCAGUCUGACAGCACUGACUCUGUUGGCUGUCCCUUUGCGAGAAGGCCGUUCUGCCGGGGAGGCUGUGGGUGUGUCUCUCCUUGUCUGGGUGCCUUCACGAGUAAUUUGCCCACCUGAGGUAGGUUUGGGUAGGGCUUUCUUGUUGAAAAAGGUCCACAGAUUAUCAUAUUUCAGUUUUGCAAUCAUCCUAAUGUUAUAGAGAAAGCAAGUGACCUAUUUUUAAAAAUGAUGUUCUUAGUGCUGUCAGACCUAGGGCUCACAACAGUGUUGCUGGCUCCGAGUGUAGUGUCUUGAACACUUGACUUCAGGUCAGUAAAUGUCCCCUUCAGCCCUACCCCCGGCACUUUUGUGAGAAGAAAUGCUUGUUUUCUAGGAUGGUGGCUGAGUCCAGGAAGGCUUUCAUUUAAGAAACCAAAUUCUAAACUUCUGAGUGUUGGAAUUCACAAAAACUAUGGUUAGGUUUGUGAAAAAUAUUUCUGCUUUCAUAUAUUCUUUCCCGAAGGGUAAAUAUUUCUUAAUGAAUUAGAAAUGAAAGCAAAUUGGUUUUUUGGUACAGGAAACUAUUUUUUAAAACUUGAUGAUAGUCCCUAGAGAAACCCUGAAAACUGCAAAGCCAAGUUCACGUGCCACUUGCCCCAUUUUAAACGUCGAUGAACAUGGACAGGCCCUCUGUUUUUUAUAUUUUAAAUGUAUAAUGUUAUGGGUGAACACUGACCUAUAUAGUGUAUUCCCUUCCCCCACAGUGAUCAGAGCUAGACAAGAAAGUCAAAUGCUCUGCCUCUUCUCUUUCCACCUGCUUUCUCUUGGAUCAGAUCCGGCAGCGUUGAGUAAAAGCACUGUUUUGGAACUGCUGUUUUUUUUUUUUUUUUUUCUAGAAAGUGCCUAAUUUUUGUCAGCGCACAUGGGGCUAGGGUGUGAGGCUGUCAUGGCCAAAAGGCCUAUCAGAUGUUUAACACCUAUGUUGUGGAUGAUUUUAAUCUGUCAUCCAUAAAACACACUUGCGUGUGCAGUGCCAAGAAAGCGAAUUCCAAAACUUCGACUUAGCAGCAAAGUUGGCCAGAAAGUAAGGAGCGGGGAGAACAACCAAGAAUUACCAGUGGCAUUGCACCUGAAAUUUAGGGAGGGACAAGAAUCAAGGGAUUUGCCUAGGACCAGGAGAAUCCCCAACAGGAAAGUUCAUGUCACCGUGUCACUCCCAGUUCCCAGGGGAGGAUUCCGGAGGAAGGAGCUACACUCCUAGUUCUCUGGGAACUUCCUUUGUUUUAUUGUUUUCCCUGAAAACCUCUUUUAAGCUCUUCCUUUCAAGCCUUCCCCAUUAAUUAGAUUGUACUGCAUUAUCUGAUGGUGGUAUUUUUUUGUCAGCCUAAAUGUUUGAAGGAAAGUUUGCCAACAAAGCCUUUGGCUUCCAGUGGUGAAAACUGGCUUAGCAGAAUUUGUAUUUUCCUUCUCCCACCCCUCUUUGUGUAUUUGUGAUAAAAGAAAAGGUAUUGAGCCAUUUUUUCCAGUGGUAUUUUUGAUAAAUUAUAUUUUUACUGGUUAAUAAUGAAGGGUUUUUAGAAACUUGUUUGUACAAUUGUGAGCAGAUACCAAGUAUUUUUAUAUAAUAAAACAUCAGUCCAUGUACAGCAUGUAUCACUGAUCGAUGGACUGAACUUAUUUUCCAAUAAAAUUGGCAAAACCUGG
Molecule: messenger RNA, 5762 nt
Organism: Ailuropoda melanoleuca (giant panda)
Lineage: Eukaryota; Metazoa; Chordata; Mammalia; Carnivora; Ursidae
Gene: IL1R1
Product: interleukin 1 receptor type 1
Exons: 13
Coding region: 1232-2950 (572 amino acids)
Biological process (GO): interleukin-1-mediated signaling pathway; regulation of inflammatory response
Molecular function (GO): interleukin-1 binding; interleukin-1, type I, activating receptor activity
Source: RefSeq, a predicted model, not a curated record